UUCAUUCCAUAUCAGUUCAUACUGAUAUGAGUUGAUUCAUUCAUCCCUUCUUCCCAAGUUUCUCAUCAUCCAUAAUCUCAACCAUUUUGGUAAAAGCACUGGGAAUGCAUAAUUAUUAAUAUCGAAGCCUGAGGCCUUUUAGAUUCGAUUGGAUAUUGAUUGUACCAUGCUGGAGCCAGUUCCUAACUGAGCCUAAGAUCCCAUGGUUAAAUUUUCAACUUGAGCAUUUACAUCUCCGAAGUUGGCAGACGUUACAAAUUAGGACCUGGAUUAUUAUUUCAUUAUUGUCUAGACUUAGGAAAAUGAUGGAAAAAAUGUUAAUAAGGCAGAUUAAAUUUUAGUGUCCUGCCUUCAUUCACCACCACCACCCGAGACGAUUGUUAAAUAUUUACUAGCACACCAUACUAGGGUACCGCUACCUUCAGUUACAUGAAGAACCUUCGUAUCUAUCCUUGGAAGUCACUGGUCUAGUGAUUUUCCAGUCGGGUGCUAGCUUUUAGUUUGUACCUGGGAAUGCUAGGAUUUCCCAGGCCUUCUCAAUUCACUCGCCCAGCGGCUUUCCACAGAUCACCCGACCCUUGUUGAUUGGUGUAAAAGAAAAGCUACAGAUGUUACGGAAGAAAAGGGGCGUGCUUUGUCCCUAGACCUCACCCUCCUUAGGGACUAGACAACUCAACUAUGCGGAACCAGACUUCCUUUUUAGGAGCUGGUUGGGUCAGCUCCCUGCUCAACUAUAGUGGAUUCCCGCUCUGUUGUGGUGGUGGUGGCGGGGUGGGGGUUGAGGAGUGCAAAGUGUAAGUAGUGCAGGGCCACUGCCUCAGGUGUGCACCUGCCUAGAACGCAUUAUUGGGGGGUGGGGGACGAAUUGCUGGAGCUGCCUUCCCUUUCCCCUUUUCCGCUUUCCCUUUUACCCCUGUUCCCUGCCCCCCCCCUACCCUGUAAACCGCGUGGGGCGCUUGCACCAUCGGCUCGUGCGCGUUUGCAUCACAGCCUUCUGAGCUGUGCGUCCACCUUCCGCGCCACCUCCUUGUUGUUCUUGGGAUGGCCAGCCGAGUCGAGCCCCCCGAUGGGGGCUGGGGGUGGAUUGUGGUCCUUUCAGCCUUUUUCCAGUCCGCGCUGGUGUUUGGGGUGCUGCGAUCUUUCGGCGUCUUCUUCUUGGAGUUCGUAGAAGUGUUCAAAGAGCCGGCGGCGCGGGUCUCUUGGAUCACCUCCAUUGGGAUCGCCGUGCAGCAGUUUGGGAGCCCUGUGGGCAGUGCCCUGAGUACACAGUUUGGCCCUCGACCUGUGGUGAUCACAGGGGGCAUCUUGGCUGCUUUGGGUAUGAUGUUGGCUUCAUUUGCGACCUCCUUGAUGCACCUCUACCUUAGCAUCGGCCUCGUAUCUGGCACCGGCUGGGCCCUGUCCUUCACCCCUACCGUGGCCUGCCUCUCCAGAUACUUCUCCAAACGUCGUUCACUGGCCACAGGAUUAGCAUUGACUGGCGUAGGCCUCUCUUCCUUUGUGUUUGCCCCAUUCUUCCAGUGGCUUAUCACCUAUUAUGCAUGGCGAGGUGCCCUUCUGUUAGUAGCUGCUCUCUCCUUACACCUCGUGGCCUGUGGGGCGCUCCUUCGCCCUCUCAGACUGGCAGAAGAUCCUGUUGUUGGAAGCCCAAUGGCUCAGUUGCUCUCCCUGUUCCACCACCGCCCCUUUCUAUGUUAUUGUGUUGCCCUCACCCUGAUCAAUGCUGGCUACUUUGUUCCCUAUGUCCACCUUGUGGCACAUACCCAGGACUUGGGAUGGGAUCCACUGCCUGCUGCCUUUCUUCUGUCUUUGGUGGCUGUGGCAGACCUGGCAGGGCGUGUGUUCUCAGGGUGGCUGGGGGAUGUAUGCCCAGGGCCUGUGGCCCGGCUGCUGGCACUAUGGUCUUUUCUGACAGGGAUGACAUUGGCCCUGCUCCCUGUGGCACAGCAAUCCUUGGUCCUCACAGUGCUGGCUCUAGCCUAUGGCUUCUCUUCAGGUGCCCUGACCCCUGUGGCUUUCUCAGUUCUGCCUGAACUUGUUGGAGUUGGAAGGGUAUACUUCGGCCUAGGGCUGUUACAAAUGGUAGAGAGCAUUGGGGGACUGUUGGGGGCACCAUUGUCAGGCUACCUCCGAGAUUUGACAGGCAGCUACACAGUUUCCUUUGUGGUGACUGGAGCCUUCCUUCUCAGUGGGAGCAUGAUGCUCUUUAUCCUUCCUGGCUUCUUCAGCUGCUUCAGACCUUCUGCUACAGAACAAUAUUCUGUGACAAAGUCAUUGGAAGUCAGAGUCUCCCCUAGAAAGGCUGAGUGUGGAGAAGGAAGCCCAGGGGCCCAAGACCCUUAACUUAGACAAGGUUCCAGCAACUCCUCGCCUUCAUCUCCCCUGAGAACCUUAGCUAUUUAUAUCUACCUCUCUAUGCCUGCUUAGGAGCAGAUGAUGGUUAGGUCUCACCCAAUAUGUUGUGUUUUCUUAAGCCUUCUUUUGUGGCUUUGUUGUAACUCUUCCCUCCUUCCCCUUUACCCUCUUGUUGUCUCCAAGGCUGUAAAGACCACAUGAGUUCAA
Vombatus ursinus (common wombat) is the source of this 2562-nucleotide messenger RNA. It is a transcript of the gene SLC16A13, whose product is annotated as solute carrier family 16 member 13. The transcript is spliced from 4 exons. Gene Ontology annotation, biological process: transmembrane transport; monocarboxylic acid transport. The record is from RefSeq and is a predicted model, not a curated record. Lineage: Eukaryota; Metazoa; Chordata; Mammalia; Diprotodontia; Vombatidae. Gene Ontology annotation, molecular function: monocarboxylic acid transmembrane transporter activity. The coding region runs from base 1042 to 2343 and encodes 433 amino acids.